AUGCCUCUCGGAAGAAUACCGCAGUCCUCAUACUACGACAAAUACAACCGCCCGAGCGCCGCACUCUACCGAGCUCGACAACCAUACCUCGUCCGCAAUGCGUUAACAGGAGUCGCCAUCUUUGGCUUUGUAGCCGCAGUCUAUACAUGGACCAUAAAGGCGAUCGGCCAGGACGACUUUUCCGAUGUACCCAUACCCGAUGCUCCAGCACAACCUGCGCACGCACCGAACAUGUCGACGGUGAAGAGCGCUGGUAGUAAGCAAUAG
Fulvia fulva is the source of this 267-nucleotide messenger RNA. Its product is annotated as Cytochrome c oxidase assembly factor 3, mitochondrial. Gene Ontology annotation, cellular component: mitochondrial inner membrane. The record is from RefSeq and is a predicted model, not a curated record. Lineage: Eukaryota; Fungi; Ascomycota; Dothideomycetes; Mycosphaerellales; Mycosphaerellaceae. The transcript is spliced from 3 exons. Gene Ontology annotation, biological process: mitochondrial respiratory chain complex IV assembly. Bases 1 to 267 code for a protein of 88 amino acids.